CUCUCUGGCUGUAUUCUGGUUUUAAUCGGAUCCUCAUGAAGCUGCAGCUCCGGGAAACUUUCUCACUCUCACCCGGGAAUAAAGUCUCCGAGUCGGACCCGCUGCUCGGUCCUCCCCUCUCCUCCAGACCCGGAGCACCGACCGCCGGCGGGCAGCGAACCCGGGCCCGGGCUCGGGAGGUUGGGCUCGCGCGCUGCGAGGCUCCGCUGGAUGGAAGCUUGACGCACGGUUUCCUCUGGUUGGAGCCGCGAUGGAAGCGGCGGACCCGGCCUGUCCUCUGGCGAUGUGACCGAGGAUCGAGCCUCUCUGUCGACGCUGAAAACAGAAACUAAAGAUCUGCUGCGAUCUCUCAGCGCGACCGCACAUGUGAGUUUCCUCCAGCAGGGGGCGUGAGGAUCCCAAACUCUUGUUCCCCUGAUUUUAUACAUUUUUUUGGUUCAUUUCUUUUUCCAAGAUGUCCGACAGUGAGAGGAAGCUUUUGUUGCAGGAUUUCAUUGGUGAGGAGUUUGACUCGAGGCCGAGGAGGUCGCAGGAGACGCUCGGCUGAGGUUUGAAUCGGAGGAAUCGAACGUUACAAACGUUUCUCUCUCUGGAUGUUGUUCACUUUCUCCUGCCUGGACGACGUCAUAAAAAGCUGCCAAUGUCGGCCGACAACAGCCCGCCACCGCCGCCGGCCUCGCCCCGCGCCUUCGCCACCCUCCCUCAGCACGCGGCCCCGCCCACUCCCUCGCCGUCACCCAGCCCGCCCGCCACCCUCCUCGGCCGCCUGUCCAACGGCAGCCUGCCGAUCCCGAGCCGCACGAACUCCCGCGGCUCCAUCCAGGGCGUCUCCUUCCUGCUGCAGAUCGGACUGACCCGGGAGACGGUGACCCUCGACCCCGGAGACCACUCCCUCCCCGCCGUCAGGGAGCUCGUCUGCUCCAUCGUGGAUCAGAAGUUCCCAGAAUGUGGAUUCUUCGGGAUGUACGACAAGAUCCUGCUCUUCCGUCACGACCUGAGCUCGGACAACAUCCUGCAGCGGCUGACGUGUGCGGAGGAGAUCCACGAGGGCGACCUGGUGGAGGUGGUGCUCUCCGCUCUCGCCACCGCCGAGGAUUUCCAGAUCCGGCCUCACGCGCUGUACGUCCACUCCUACAAGGCGCCGGCGUUCUGUGACGACUGCGGGGAGAUGCUGUGGGGCCUCGUCCGGCAGGGCCUCAAGUGUGAAGGAUGUGGACUGAACUACCACAAGCGAUGUGCGUUCAAGAUCCCCAACAACUGCAGCGGCGUGAAGAAGAGGCGUCUGUCCAACGUGUCCCUGCCGGGCUCCGUCAUGUCCAUCGCUCGUCCUCCGUCCACGGAGUUCACCCCGACGCCGCCGGAGGAGCAGCGCCCCCUCCUGGGCGCCGCCAAGCGUAACUCCCUGCUGAGCGGCCGUCCCAUCUGGAUGGAGAAGAUGGUCCUGGGCCGGGUCAAGGUCCCUCACACCUUCUCCGUGCACACGUACACUCGUCCCACCAUCUGUCAGUUCUGCAAACGGCUGCUGAAGGGCCUGUUCCGCCAGGGGAUGCAGUGCAAAGAUUGUAAAUUUAACUGCCACAAGAGAUGUGCAGCCAAAGUUCCUCGGGACUGUCUGGGCGAGGUCGACUUCAACGGAGAACCGGCCAGUCCCAAUCUGGACUCCGAGGCCACGAUGGAGGUGGACAACUGCGACGUGAACAGCGACGGAGGACAGAGCAUGGACGACCAGGACGAGUCCACCCCCGAGGACAAGCUCUUCUUCAUCGAGGGGACGGGCACGGACGGCGAGAAAGACGACGAGACGCUCAGAGCCAUCAGCCCGUGCACCAGCAGUAACAUCCCCCUGAUGCGAGUGGUUCAGUCCAUCAAACACACAAAGAGGAGGAGCUCCACGGUGGUGAAGGAGGGGUGGAUGGUUCACUUCACCAGCCGCGACAACCUGAGGAAGAGACAUUACUGGAGGCUGGACAGCAAGAGCCUGACGCUGCUUCAGAAUGAAAGUGGAGCCAAGUUCUACAAGGAGAUCCCGCUGUCUGAGAUCCUGCAGGUGGAGCCGGCGCAGGACUUCAGCCUCCUCCCCCCCGGCAGCAACCCGCACUGCUGCGAGGUGACCACGGCCAACAUGGUGUACUACGUGGGGGAGAACAACGGCGGCCUGUACCACAACCCCGUCCUGGCAGCGUCCGGUGUGGGGCGGGACGUGGGCCAGAGCUGGGAGAAGGCCAUCCGUCACGCCCUGAUGCCCGUCACGCCCACGGCCAGCGUGGGCACCGGUCCGGGCAAAGGGAAGGACCACAAGGAGAUCUCCAUCAGCAUAUCAGUGUCCAACUCCCAGAUACAAGAAAAUGUGGACAUCAGUUCAGUUUAUCAGAUCUUCGCAGACGACGUCCUCGGCUCCGGACAGUUCGGGAUCGUCUACGGAGGGAAACACAGGAAGAGCGGCAGAGACGUGGCCAUCAAGAUCAUCGACAAGAUGAGGUUCCCCACCAAACAGGAGAGUCAGCUGAGGAACGAGGUGGCCGUGCUCCGGAACCUCCAGCACCGUGGCAUCGUGAACCUGGAGUGCAUGUUCGAGACGCCUGAGCGGGUGUUCGUGGUGAUGGAGAAGCUCCAUGGAGACAUGCUGGAGAUGAUCCUAUCCAGCGAGAGGAGUCGGCUCCCUGAACGUCUCACCAAGUUCCUGGUCACACAGAUCCUCGUGGCCCUCAGACAUCUUCACCUCAAGAACAUCGUCCACUGUGACCUGAAGCCGGAGAACGUCCUCCUGGCCUCAGCAGACCCGUUUCCUCAGGUGAAACUCUGUGACUUCGGCUUCGCUCGCAUCAUCGGGGAGAAGUCCUUCCGCCGCUCCGUGGUCGGCACGCCGGCUUAUCUGGCGCCGGAGGUUCUUCGCAGCAAAGGCUACAACCGGUCCCUGGACAUGUGGUCGGUCGGCGUCAUCGUCUACGUCAGCCUGAGCGGAACGUUUCCCUUCAACGAAGACGAGGAGAUCGACCACCAGAUCCAGAACGCCGCCUUCAUGUACCCGCCCAACCCCUGGAGGGAGAUCUCCGAGCCGGCCACGGACCUGAUCAACAACCUGCUGCAGGUGAAGAUGAGGAAGCGCUACAGCGUGGCCAAAUCGCUGAGUCACCCCUGGCUGCAGGACUACCGGACCUGGCUCGACCUCCGGGAGUUCGAGACCAAGCGCGGCGAGCGCUACAUCACCCACGACAGUGACGACGCCCGCUGGGAGGAGCACGCCGACGAGGCGGGGCUGCCCUUCCCCAAACACUUCAUCAUGUCUCCGAACCUGGACGACAUGGAGGAGGACCCCUAGUGGCGGCAGGAGGCAGGACACUUCCUAAGAUGAAGCAGCAGACAGCCCCCCCCCCCCACCAGGGGACAGAGGACGCGCUGGUCAGGUUCAUGAUGAGGACAAUCAGCUCCAGAGGGAUUUUCCAAUGCAUUUUAUCUUUUUCAAGUUUUUAUUUUUAUUUUUACAAACUAUAAGAAACCAUCCUGAGAACUGAAAUCGGAAGAUUUUAAAUAACGGUCUUUUCCUGAGACUUUACGAUCGGACUCCAUGUUUUUACUAAGUGACUCUUCGGCCUCAAGAAGAAGUUUUACACGUUUACUUCAACAAACUCAGAAGAAACUAAAAUGUGACUUUAAUGUUUUGCUAAUUUUUUGUUCUUUGCACUUUCGGGGAAAUCUGAAAAAAACAAGAGAUUAACUUUUGGUUUGUUCUAAUAUUAUAAAUAUUUCUAGAGUUUCUGAAGAUUUUUGUUUAGUUAAAUAAGUGAUGAGUCGUUACUAUUUUUGCAGAAAACAAAUCAAAAGAGAUUUUCUAAAUGAUUUUUCUGUGACGAAGACGAACUGAGAAUCCAGAUCCGACUCCAGCCUGAGAAUUUAUUUCACGUUUUAUAUCUUUGAAAGAAACUUUGUGUCAUGUGGAUGAUUUUGAUGAGAAAAUAUUAAAGUCAAAACUUUUCAAACUGA
Platichthys flesus (European flounder) is the source of this 3981-nucleotide messenger RNA. Its product is annotated as serine/threonine-protein kinase D3-like. Gene Ontology annotation, molecular function: protein serine/threonine kinase activity; ATP binding. Lineage: Eukaryota; Metazoa; Chordata; Actinopteri; Pleuronectiformes; Pleuronectidae. The record is from RefSeq and is a predicted model, not a curated record. Gene Ontology annotation, biological process: protein phosphorylation.